Molecule: messenger RNA, 559 nt
Organism: Nelumbo nucifera (sacred lotus)
Lineage: Eukaryota; Viridiplantae; Streptophyta; Magnoliopsida; Proteales; Nelumbonaceae
Source: RefSeq, a predicted model, not a curated record
CUUCCUCCUUCCUACAAAUUUCUUUUCAUUUCUUGUUUUGGAGAAAGUAUGAGAAAGAGAGACCUUGACAUCUUGCCUGAAACAAAAAGCGGUAUCUCCGAUCCUGACGUUUUACACUCAAAACCUCUAGUAUACUUAAGAGUUUAUCCAUGGCUUCUUCUUGGGUGUUCAAAUCAUCAGCUGAGUCUGAUGCAACAUGGGAGGGACUACUGCCACCGGAUUAUGAAGAUAUUCCCUCCAAGGUUCCUCCAGUAGCAUUUUUCCGGUCGAAGAAAGAGAUCUAUGAUCAUUUAUCCAAUGGUGUACCCAUUGGCUGUGGCAACACGUUCUUCUCACUGGAGAAAUCCACUGGUAAGAAAUGCUACAUGUUGGGUGCAAGACAUUGCAUGGGGAGCAGACCAGAGGUAUUGGAUGGAAAUUCAUACCAGAAUCAAGGUGAUCAGUUCAGGCUACGUUGGUUUGGGGUGGAAAAUCGAAUGGGAGUAAACUUUACACCCCGGUUUGAUUUUAUUGGCAUUUGAUAAACAUGUAAUUUAGAUUUACAUCCAUAAUCGAUGUA